UGUGUGUUCCAUCAUCCAGAAAACUCCAACCACUCUGAGCUGUCAUACCCUCCUCCUACAAAAGAGAGAUAGAGGGGGAGUCACACUACAGCCAAGAGAGGAGUGGAGAGCGUGAGAAGAAGAGAAUCAGAGGAGAAAAACGCGCAUCUCGUUCCAUCCGCCGGUAAUUUCCUCUGGGCUCUUGGCAGGGGAAGGCAGGUGCGCAAAUCACUCCAUCUUUUUCUCGCACAUCUCCUCGUUUGGCCGUUCUUCUGCUUUUCUCUCCUAAGUGGAGGAGAGUUUUGCGGAAGCGAAGGGAUUCGGAGAGGCAGGAUGGUCAACAACCUGAUUGAAUGCGAGGAGGAAGAGGGAGCCGCCAACAUUCAGGUGGUCAACACCACCUGUCCACCCAAGAAAGGAGAUGGUAACCCUAAGGAAAGCAGUCCAUUCAUCAACAGCACUGACCCAGAGAAGAACCAGCAAUAUGACGGCAAGAACAUGGCUCUGUUUGAGGAGGAGAUGGACACAAUUCCCAUGGUAUCGUCUCUUCUCAGCAGUCUUGCCAACUACUCAAACCUGCCCCAGGGCAGCAAAGAACACGAGGAGGCGGAAAACAAUGAAGGCUCACGCAAGAAACCUGUCCAGGCUCCGCGGAUGGGAACACUGAUGGGCGUCUACCUGCCCUGCCUGCAGAACAUCCUGGGCGUGAUUCUGUUUCUCAGGAUGACUUGGAUGGUGGGCAUCGGCGGCGUCAUCGAGUCCUUCAUCAUCGUGCUCAUGUGCUGCUCCACGACGAUGCUCACUGCCAUCUCCAUGAGUGCCAUUGCCACAAACGGCGUCGUGCCAGCUGGAGGCUCCUAUUACAUGAUCUCUCGUUCUCUGGGCCCUGAGUUCGGUGGAGCUGUAGGCAUCUGCUUCUACUUGGGCACCACCUUUGCUGGAGCCAUGUACAUCCUGGGCUGCAUCGAGAUCCUGCUGGUGUACAUCGUACCACAAGCGGCAGUUUUUAAGAUGGAGGGUCUGGAGGGAGCCGAGGCCGAGGCCACCAUGCUGAACAACAUGCGUGUUUACGGCACGCUGGUGCUCAGCUUCAUGGCCAUUGUGGUGUUUGUAGGAGUGAAGUACGUGAACAAGCUGGCUCUGCUCUUCCUCGCCUGUGUGAUCUGCUCGAUCCUCGCCGUCUAUGCCGGAGUGAUCAAAACUGCCUUCGAUCCUCCAGUCUUCCCAGUGUGUGUGCUGGGAAACCGGACUCUGGUUUGGAAAGGCUUCGAUGUGUGUGCGAAAGUCAUCGAGAGAGAAAACGCCACGGUCACAACCAAGCUCUGGCGGAUCUUCUGCGACUCUGAGUUCCUGAACGCCACCUGCGACAGCUAUUUCGCUAACAACAACAUCACGGAAAUACAGGGAAUCCCCGGAGUUAUGAGUGGUAUUCUGCGCGAGAAUCUCUUUGGGAAUUAUAUGGAUAAGGGAGUGUUCAUUGAGAAGUUGGGAUUACCCUCCAUUGAAGAACCAGAUUCUCAGCCGACAAACACCAACCGCUACGUGCUUGCAGACAUCACCAGCUUCUUCACCAUGCUGGUGGGCAUCUACUUCCCCUCCGUGACCGGUAUCAUGGCUGGAUCAAACCGAUCCGGUGAUUUGCAAGAUGCCCAGAAGUCCAUUCCCAUCGGCACCAUCCUGGCCAUCACCACCACCUCCAUCAUCUACAUGUCCAGUGUGCUUCUGUUUGGUUCCUGCAUCGAGGGAAUGGUGCUGAGGGAUAAGUUUGGUGAGGCGGUCAGGGGGAAUCUGGUGAUCGGGACACUGGCGUGGCCUUCACCUUGGGUCAUCGUCAUCGGUUCCUUCUUCUCCACCUGCGGUGCAGGGCUUCAGAGCUUGACAGGUGCUCCGCGUCUCCUACAAGCCAUUGCACGAGACGGCAUCGUGCCGUUCCUCAGGGUGUUUGGUCAUGGAAAAGCAAACGGGGAGCCCACCUGGGCGUUGCUCCUGACCGCAUGUAUCUGUGAGAGUGGAAUUCUCAUCGCUUCUCUGGAUAACGUCGCUCCGAUUCUCUCCAUGUUUUUCCUCAUGUGUUACAUGUUUGUGAAUCUGGCCUGUGCUGUUCAGACUCUGCUCAGAACGCCCAACUGGAGACCGCGAUUCAAGUUCUACCACUGGACUCUAUCCUUCCUUGGCAUGAGCCUCUGUCUCUCGCUCAUGUUCAUCUGUUCUUGGUACUAUGCCAUUGUUGCCAUGGGAAUCGCCGGCUGUAUCUACAAGUAUAUAGAGUUUCGAGGGGCGGAAAAGGAAUGGGGUGAUGGUAUACGAGGUGUGUCUCUCAGCGCAGCCCGCUUCGCCCUCAUGAGGCUGGAAGAGGGACCACCGCACACCAAGAACUGGAGGCCUCAGAUAUUAGUCCUGGUCAGCAUGGAUUCUGAGCUGAAUGUGGAGCAGCCGCGUUUGCUGUCUCUGACCAAUCAGCUGAAGGCUGGGAAGGGUUUGACCAUCGUGGGCACAGCGCUGGAGGGAACCUACCUGGAAAACCAUCCUCAAGGACAGCAGGCCGAACAGUCUCUGAGGAAGCUCAUGGAGGCGGAGAAGGUGAAGGGUUUCUGUCAGGUGGUCAUCUCUUCUAACAUGAGGGAUGCCACGUCACAUUUGGUCCAGGCCGGAGGUUUGGGAGGUCUUCAGCACAAUACUGUACUGGCCUCCUGGCCACGCAACUGGAAACAGGCCGAGGAUCAUCGGAGCUGGAGGAACUUCAUCGAGCUGGUAAGAGAAACCACUGCUGCCAGUAAAGCCUUGAUGGUGCCCAAGAACAUCUCGGCCUUCCCGUCAAACGGAGAGCGCUUCACAGAGGGUCACAUUGACGUCUGGUGGAUCGUUCAUGAUGGAGGCAUGCUGAUGCUGCUGCCCUUCCUCCUCCGCCAGCACAAGGUUUGGAGGAAGUGCAAGAUGCGCAUCUUCACUGUGGCCCAGAUGGACGAUAACAGCAUCCAGAUGAAGAAGGACCUGACAACCUUCCUGUAUCACCUGCGCAUAGACGCUGCAGUGGAGGUGGUGGAGAUGCAUGAGAGCGAUAUCUCAGCGUACACAUAUGAGAAGACCCUGAUGAUGGAGCAGAGAUCUCAGAUCCUGAAGCAGAUCAACCUCACCAAGACUGAGCGUGAACGUGAGAUCCAGAGCAUCACUGACAGUUCUCGCGGGUCGAUCCGCCGUAAGAACCCGGCCGCUGUCACGACUCAUCUGAGUGUGACUGAGGAACCGGUGGCCUGCAGCAAAGAGGAGAAACCAGAAGAGGAGUCUGUCCCUGUGUCCCCAUCCCAACAGGAACAGCUCAUUCAUGACCAGAGUACCAACCCACCGACCCCGGCCACACCGCAGUCCCCCAGCGCAGAUGCCGAGACCCCCGGCACGGCUCUUCAGAUGACAUGGACCGAAGCCAAGUGUGAUGGAGAUCAAGCCAAACCUAUAGGAGCCACGACACCAGAGGCCAUCAAAGACCUCUUCAACAUGAAACCAGAGUGGGAAAAUCUAAACCAGUCCAACUUGAGGCGCAUGCACACUGCACUCAGACUCAAUGAAGUUAUCGUAAAGAAAUCCCAGGAGGCCAGACUAGUCCUGCUCAACAUGCCCGGACCGCCCAAAAACAGGAGCGGAGACGAGAACUACAUGGAAUUCAUGGAGGUUUUAACCGAAGGUCUCAACCGGGUCCUCCUCGUGCGUGGUGGAGGUCGCGAGGUCAUCACCAUCUACUCUUAAGAAACUAGUCGACUUCGUCCCAUCCCAUUUGCCCUCCUUCCCCAGUGUGGCCCAAGCAAUAUCCCAAAAUUCCCUUCCAUCAACCAGCUUCAUUCGCCCAACAGAAAAUCCCAUUCUACUGGUCUGCCAAGCUCUCACUGGCAUUACUCUCAUUCAUGAUGGACGUGAUCCACACUUCACUGUUCUAUGAAGUGCACUGUUGAUGUCAGUGGGUAUUUGUUCAAUGCCCCGUCUGCUGUAGCUUUCCUACAUUAUCUGUCAAUCACCAAUUUCACCCAAUCAGGAGAAGUGGGUGGGUUGGGAUUUAUUUGAUUUUAUUUAUUUGUUUUGAGGAAGAGGAUCCAGAAAAGAAUGUGCACGUACGUCAAGGAUUCGACGUUCAAAACUACGUCAGUGAAAUACUUCUGCUCUGGAAAAGACGGACAACCUUGGGAAAAGAUUUUAAUGGUUUGAGCUCGAUCCCUUUGGUCUGCAGAUAAACGUGAAAUAAUAAUGAGUUAAUGCUAUAAUGUGAAAUGUGAAGUUUAAAGUCAGCAUGAAAUGAAACUUAGACCUUUUUACUUUCGUUAAAAAAAAAAACAUCAGUGCAUGUUAUUGCAAAGAAAGAUUUGUUUUUAUAAUCAAAAUAUAGAAAUUGCUCCUGAAAUCCUCUGAAACAUAUCCAAUCCAUCUUAUUUUUUAACCCCCCCAUCAAAUCUAUCUUCCAUUUUUUGGUGAUCUUCCUGAAUGCUUGCAACACUGAAGUAAAAUGGUUUGCGAACUGCAUUUCACGUUGACUUUAAGCGGGUUCGUCUUUUGUUUUUGUUUUGUCUCAUCAACCUCCUCCAUGAUUUUAUUUGUUCCUUGCUAUCCCCCCUGCCAAAUACAGUCACAAUAUGUGCCAAAAAAACAAGGCUGGCAGGGUGUACGACUUGCUGUUUGAUAGCAAAGCAGCGAGCGAGAGUCUAUCGGUGCAACCGACACUGUAAUUAACAAAAGAACAAGCUAGAAAAAAAAUGAAAAAAGUACUCAGCCACUCUGAAGUAGUGUAAAUAGUGUACAAGGCAUUAUUAAAUAUCGGUGUAGUAUUUAUGUUGUGAAAUAACCGAAGAUUCUGGUGAAGAAACGCUGUUGUCUUACAGGGUCAGGGUGUUUUGGGUGGCCACAGGCUUCACUAUAGCGGCUUGAACUGUAUUAUACCGAACCUCCCCUCCCCAACAAGCACUCAAACUGCACUGACAGCCACUGUGUAACAAAUGAUUUAAUGAGUCUGUGGAUUUAUUAAAUGAACGUGUGUGUGUGUGUGUGUGUGUGUGAGUGACUGAAUGAGCAAAUUGCAUUCUUGAGCAAAUGGAAGUUACCCAUUUAUUUCUUUUUUUCCCAUUUUGCUAUGAAGAAAUCCUCUAUGUUUGUUGCAUUUACAGACAGAUUUGUAUGGAUUAGCUAUAUCAUCGACAAAAUCUAUAUUAUAUUGCACCGGAAAUGUCACAGAGCUAUAUAUAGAGUAUUAUAGUAUCUGAUUGUAUUGCCAAACUUCGAUUUCACUCGUGCCAUGUGAAUGAAUAUGUGAAUUGUCAAUAGAAACCAAUAUUGAUAACAAUGUCACUUUAAACACAAAUGCUGCACUCACCUCAAAGUUUCUGACUUUGAAACUUGAUUUCUUUAACGUUGACAUCAUGUCAAAGUUGGAAACUCUGAAUUAUAUAAUUGAGAUUUUAUAUAAAAACAUCCAAAUUGGCAGCGGCUUCAGUAGUUGCAUGCUUUUUUGAGAUGAGAUUUUUUUGUUACUGUGCAAUUGCAAGAAGUGAAUUUGUGUGAUUUUAAAGAAGUAGAUUGCUGUCGUUAUCAAUAAAGCUGCAUAUGGAUCCA
Messenger RNA from Carassius carassius (crucian carp), 5568 nucleotides. RefSeq names its product solute carrier family 12 member 5-like. Gene Ontology annotation, molecular function: potassium:chloride symporter activity. Gene Ontology annotation, biological process: chemical synaptic transmission; chloride ion homeostasis; potassium ion import across plasma membrane. Bases 313 to 3720 code for a protein of 1135 amino acids. The transcript has 27 exons. NCBI's taxonomy places the organism in Eukaryota, Metazoa, Chordata, Actinopteri, Cypriniformes, Cyprinidae. The record is from RefSeq and is a predicted model, not a curated record. Gene Ontology annotation, cellular component: membrane.